GUGCGGAUGUGCGUGUCUGUGUGGAAGAACUGGAAGUUGUGCGGCGAACGGCUAGAUUCCCGCCAGUGCCAGUGGUCCAACUAACCUGCCUGCGACGCACAGUCCACUCAAGUUACGACUUUCAACCGCAACUACUCUCCAUCAUUCCAACUUCACCUUCAACUCCAGCGAAACGCCGAUAGCAAUCCCUUCCUUUCCUUGACGCUAUCUCUCCGAGCUUCCACCUCUCCCUGCCCAGACCUCCCUCUGUGUUCCAUAGCCUUCUCGAUGCAACAACCAUAGCUCCUCCUUCCCGUCCCACUCCCUUCCGAACGUCGAUGACCUGGGGAGUCGUCCCAAGCCGAAGAUGCACAAGAUCAGCAACUUCACUGGCCAGGCCCGUCAUGGCUGGGAACGGAUGACUCCUGCAGCGUUUGGCAUGUCCAGAUUCCACCAGGACCUGUCAACGCCGCAACCACUGAGACGUCCACAAGGCUCACCAGGAAUUGUAUCCCAACCGGCAUCCGAGGCCACAUCCGUCAACCUGUCCUUCAACGUACCCUUCGCCUCGAACCUUGCCGGCCCCAGUCCCGACGAGAUCCUUCACUCGAGCCCUGGUGCUUUUCAACGAUGGACGUUCCCAGCAGGUACCCCCGAAGGCACACCUAUCCACAAACUGCCUGUCCAUGUGCAAAACGAGGAGAGGCUACGCUCUUUGUGUGCAUACAUCAGUGACCAGAGUGGUGGCCACAUCCAAGCGACUGUCACGUCGUCGGAGCCCAAGGCUGGUCCGGCCCUACACCGAAAAUCCCAAGGCCUGGUGACAAACGUCUGCAUAUCAGGGGACGGGGACUUGGUCUACAAGAUGAGAUCGAAAAUACUGAAUGAGACACCAAUCCUGAUGCGCUCUGCAAUUGUGGACAUCGACCCGGCAUUGAUCUUGGACGGUGCAGAGACCGGAAUCCGCUCCAGUGUCCUUAGCCACAUUGACCUUUGUGCCAAAUAUACCGGAACCGAUAUUUUCCUCCUCAAGCCUCGUAACGCCGAGUCGUCUGCUGCCAGUGCCUCUUACGGCAACGGUGUUGACAGCGGCCUGGAUCAGCGGUAUCGAGUAAACAUCUUUGGGGAUAUGGAAAGUGUGGAACAUGCAAAGACCCGGGCAUUGAUGAUGAUUGACCAGAUACUCAAGCAUAAGAUUGACGUGAUCAAACUCGAAGUAUCGAUGCACACUUUGGUUUCGGGCCGAACUGGCAAGAACAUCAAGAUGAUUGAGUCGGCCACCAAGACUGCUAUCUACUUCCCCCCUCCAUUUCCCGGAGUGUUCGGUUACGUACCACCUCACGCCACGCGUCGAGCUGCGGACGAAGUUUUCAUUACAGGAGAAACACAGGAACGUAUCAACCAGGCGAAGCAGAAGCUGAAAGAGCUGGUCAUGGGCAUCAAACUCUACUCCAAAGACGCCGUUGUGUCUGCAAGCAAAAUCGACAACAUCCUCCUCGACCGCCUGGACAAGGUCCGGAAAAUCAUGGAGACGAACGGUUCUCACGUUCUUUUUCCACAGCUUGGCAGCCAACGUGGGCUCGUCCGAGUCCAGGGGACUGAAGUUCUCCAUGUCGAGAGAACGGUGAAGGAGAUCAUGGCUCUUGCUGGCCAGUUCUUCAGUGCUUCAUGGUGGAUCAUGAUGCCUGAUCCUUCGCAAGGUCCCACUCUGCGAGCUCCGUCCCCCGAGGACAUCCGAAUCAUGCUGAGCGACAUUUGCACAAACUCUGGCGCCGAUAUCAGUUUCGAAAAAUUCACCUUCACCAUCAACGGCUCUGACGAUGCGGUCAAGGCUGCAAUGAUGGUUAUUAACCAGAUCCCUUUCGUGAAGAGAACUCCAUAUCAGAUGCGGGUCAAGAUCGAGUUGGCAAACGAGCACAAAGAGUUCGUAAGUGGCAAGAAGAACGGCAAGAUCAAUAAGAUUAUGGGGCAGAGCAAUGUCCAAAUCAUCUUUGAUGGUUUCAACGAGUACAAUUUCUAUAUUGACGUGGUUGGAACUCAGUACGAGGCGACCAAGAAUGGUUUGGAUCUUGUGGAACAAGAGAUGCCGGCGUCAAUUUCGUUCCAUGUUCCUGACCAAUACCACAAACGCAUCAUUGGCAUUGGUGGUCAACACAUCCAACGCAUCAUGAAGAAGUAUUCCGUUUUCGUGAAAUUCUCCAAUGCCAUGGACCGCGGAGGAGUGGGUAAGGAUGAUGAUGACAUCAAAGUUGACAAUGUCAUCUGCCGCACACCAGCACGCAAUGCGCAGAGUUUGGACUUGGUAAAACAGGAGAUUAUGGACAUGGUGGAGAAAGCAGACGCCGAGUUCGUCUCCGAGACCGUGGUGAUCAAUAGACUCUACCAUCGCGAACUGAUUGCCAGGCUGCCUGAGAUUGAGGAGCUGGAGAAGAAAUGGAACUGCAAGAUUGACUUUCCCAACACCGAACAAGCCAGUGAUGUGGUCACCAUAUCCGGUCCAGAAUAUCAAGUUCCACAAGCCGUCGACGCGUUUCUAGGAAUGGUUCCAGAAAGCCACGAGAUUGCUUUCCAGAAGUCGGACGAGCUGGAUGCCUUUUUCAGCAGCGCGGAAUUCUACAACGAUCUUCGUCAGAAGUUCCGGAACCAGUACGAAGUAGACGUGCACGCGAACCCCGAGUUUAGCAGUCUACCGAAGUCAGCUACGGCGUCUGUGGAGCGCAUUGUUGGACCCUCUGAAGGACGACUGGUUCUCACAUACACGCGGAACAAUGCCGGCGGCCUCAAAGACGCCAUCGACUACCUCAUUUCGCAGCUUGUGCCACACGGACUGGAUGCUACCACUGUCAAGGGGGCAAUUCCUCGCCCAAAAUCCGACUCCUUUGAGGACUCGCUGCCUUUCUUCGAAUCCAAGCUCUUGCAAAAUGCGCCAUCCCUCCACUCCACAGAUUCACCAACCCGAUCGAGCUUCGCUGAUGGAGAGAACACAUCGGUGUCUGAGCGAGCCUCUCUGUUUGACCGCCUCCGCAAGCCCGGCAGCAUCUCGUCUUUUUCGUCAUUCAUGAGCCGCAAAAACCAGAACAAUUCUCCAGGGACGUUCUUCAAGCAUGCAUCUUCUAACGCGAGCAAGGCAUCUCUGAUCUCCAUGGAGAGUCGGGAGAGCGGAUACAGAAACUUUUGGAACGACAGUGGCGUCAAUCUCCCCGAGGAAGAAGUUUCCAAUUCUUCAAUGAGUGGUGGCUGGCCAUCACGUUUUCGAGAAGACAAAUUCCCCUUCGGCACGGGUGGCAGCAUCUCCGGAGAUCGAACUCCCAAGCAUGAGCCUCGUGCAAGCUUCGACUCGGGCAGGCCACCAACAUCACAUUCUUUUUCUUCAUACCCGGCACCGAUUGGGCCACAUCAUCACAAUCAGAUCCUGGGCAGUUCGAACGGACCUGCCAGCAAUUUGAAUCUUCCUUUACGCUAGGCUUUGGAGAAGUCUGAGUUGAUCAGAAAAAGUGAAUGACCAAUGAUACCCCGACAUCGAUAUGCAGUUAUGAUUAUCUGCCAUUAUGUCUAGCGAGAUACCCUUUGAUGCUACAACGAAAAAGUCAAGAAGAGAAGGAGGAGGGCGCUGACAGUUUUGGAUUUACCGCUUGUUAUGGAACCCAAGCAAUGAGUUGCACUUACGUUGUUUGCCUGAGGUCGGGCUUACCAAAAGACGAUUUCCUUUACUUCCAUGUCUGACAGACGCUCGUUAGGUCUCUGGUUUUCCAAGAUACCCUACACGAUUCACAUGCGUGGGUGGUGGUUGCAAAUUGUCCUGAUUGAAGUCAUGCAGACAAAUUGCCGCUGCCGCUUGGAGUGGUGAAGUCGAAAAAAAAAAGAGAUAUACCCCAGAAAGCUAUCUAGAGUAAAAUGCAUAUCCACAUGAACGGAGGCUUGUGAUUGAUGAUAGAUGUAUGUAUGUUACAUUUGCACGAGCGAGACUGGGUCGUCGAGGCAGCCCCUUACAUUAGUACUUGCAGGAGUAUUUCUAG
This is a messenger RNA of Cladophialophora immunda, 3995 nucleotides long. RefSeq lists its product as uncharacterized. Gene Ontology annotation, cellular component: cytoplasm; nucleus. Lineage: Eukaryota; Fungi; Ascomycota; Eurotiomycetes; Chaetothyriales; Herpotrichiellaceae. The record is from RefSeq and is a predicted model, not a curated record. Gene Ontology annotation, molecular function: mRNA binding. Gene Ontology annotation, biological process: nuclear division. The transcript has 6 exons. The coding region runs from base 347 to 3442 and encodes 1031 amino acids.